AUGACUUCAAAAAACGGUUCGAUAUCUGUCUCUGUAGCCCUGGCCACGGAAAAGGCGAAGGGAGACUACGUUGGUCCGGCACUUGCCACUUUCCCAGAUGUCCACCCGGACCCAUCAACGAUCCGUUUCCAGCUGUACAAUCACAAAUCGAACGAGAAAGCACCAACCCUGCUCCUUGGGGAGACAGACGAGCGCGAGUUCCAGUCCGAGAACCAGACCGACCAGGCCCAUUGCACAUACAUGCUGGGAGUACACCACGCCAGUGCCGGAAAAUUGACCCUCUUCCCGACCCAACUCUACCAUCUACGUCCGGUCGUCAAACAGCUGAGGGACGCGGAUGAGAAGCGAGUUUCCGAACAGCCGACGGAUAACUAUGCGGCUCGAAGCACACUCGGCACGACUUUUGGGACGAAGAAAGCGCGGCGGGCAAUCCAGGCUGCCGCACGGAACAAGGUGGAUCCGGAGACGAUGACUCAUCUCGAACGGCAGAUCACGACGGCCAUCGCCGAGGACUCAAGCUGCUUGCCCUCUGCGGCCGUCCAAGCCCAAGAGAUCGACGCCAAUCGCCCGAUCCCGGCCUACAACAUCAACGCCACCGAGCCCAAAGACAUCUACUUGCUCUCGGACGUCGUCACCAAUGCCGAGCUCAACUCGAUUCCUUUGGGCCCGAUCCUCAAUGCCCGUACUGCUCAAGAAGCUGCGCGUCUCUUGCCCUCGUCGCACUCCAGUUUCACGAUGAUCAGACUCGAGGCGCUGUGGAAACGCUGUCCGGAUGGCAAGCUCGACAAGAAAGACACCAAACGACUGCGCAUCCUAGUCUACAUCAACUACCUGAUCACCAUCCGGCGCCACCACAAGCUCACCGCCGAUUCCCUUGCCCGCAGGCUUGGUCUCGACAAAGACUCGCCGGCCAUCGUCGACGGUAUCCUCGCCCGAUUCACGGAAACCGUCAAGCAGACCGACGGGUCUUUGAAACACAAUCUGACCUCCUUCUCGACCAUCAAGCUGUAUUCAUAUAUCGCCGUCCUAAGUUUGAUCCACGACGACUUCAUGACUCGGGUGAUAGGGCUGCCGGAAGACCUACAAGAACCGGCAUCAAGUAUCAACGACAUCUUCCUGAAUGUGGGGUGCAAGAUGUCCAAGCUUACGCUGGCUGAAUUCGAGGCCCUGGACCAGGGCCCAAUAAGCAUGGAUGCGAAGGAAUCCAACGCCCAGCGGACGAUCGCCAAGCUCGUCGUCCCCCUUGUCUUCCCGCCGCCAAAGAUCCGGAAACGACGCGCCAAGGCUGCAUGA
This is a messenger RNA of Puccinia triticina, 1293 nucleotides long. RefSeq lists its product as uncharacterized. The record is from RefSeq and is a predicted model, not a curated record. Gene Ontology annotation, cellular component: RNA polymerase I complex. The transcript has 3 exons. Gene Ontology annotation, molecular function: DNA binding. Gene Ontology annotation, biological process: RNA polymerase I preinitiation complex assembly; nucleolar large rRNA transcription by RNA polymerase I; transcription elongation by RNA polymerase I. NCBI's taxonomy places the organism in Eukaryota, Fungi, Basidiomycota, Pucciniomycetes, Pucciniales, Pucciniaceae. The coding region runs from base 1 to 1293 and encodes 430 amino acids.